AUGGAACUGACUGCGAUCAAUUCAUCAACAUCAUACGAAUCUCAAGAUCUCUUUUCUUCAUCAUCUGUUGAUCCAAAUGUGUGUGAUGUUAAUUCUACCAUUCAAUUGUCAUCAUUUCAUUCUCAAGAUCUUUCUUCUUCACCUUUCCAAAAUCAAAUGAGUGCAUCAGAUGUUAAUUCUGUCGCUUCAUCAUCGACUCUUAUUAUCUGUAGUCCUUCAAACAAUACUUUUCAAGUAAAAUCUACUUGCGAUUUUGACGAUAUUAGUAAAUCAUGUAAUAAUAUUGCUACUCAGCCAAAAUUGACCAGUUAUCCAAUAACUACUGAUAAACGUUCGUUUCAAUCAAGUGGUUACAAAGAAAGACCUUGGUUGGAAUAUUCUGUAAAAAACAAUAUGGCUUAUUGUUAUUACUGCCGUCAUUUUUCUUGUAAGCGAUCGAAUAAUCAUGAUGCUUUUGCCAGAACUGGAUUCAAUAAUUGGAAGCGAGCUUUAGAAGCUACUGGUGGUCUACUGAAACAUUCUCAAUCGAAAUUACAUGUAACCUCUACCAAAAACUACGAAUCAUAUGUUUUACGACGACAAAGUAACUCCAACGUUAUGAAUAAAUUAGAUGCUGGUCGAGUCAUUCAUAUUCAGGUCACAGAAAAAAUUCUCAAAGUUCCAACCAAGUUAAAUCAAUUGCAGAAGAUUCUGCAGAAGAAUCGAUUAAAAUCAGGUUUUCUCUUGGUUCUUUUUACAUGGGUUAGUGAAGAGGGUAGUGCAAAACGUUCAAUUGAUGGCGGUGGACUUUUAAUGCAUGUGAAAAAAUCUAUUUUUAUUAUCACAACAUUCAUUCUUCAUAAACUAUUUGGUUUAAUCAAAAUAUUAAGUGAUCAUUUGAAAAGUUCUUCUCUCGAUUAUGUACGUGGUGAACAUCUUGUAUCAUCAAUUGUUCAACAAAUAUCUGAUCUUCGUAACGAACAAUCUUACAAGCAAAUUUAUGAUGAAGCAAAACAGUUUUGUAACUCAAAUGGAAUUGAUUUAGUACAGCGAUAUCAUGUAAAUCGUAAAACUAAAAUUCCAGAUCGAUUUAAAGAUUGUUUCGUUAAUUCAACUAUUGGACAGCGUGAAAUAUUGUCUACAUCAACCGAUUUUAUGAAUCAGAUUUAUUUUCCUCUAAUUGAUUGUAUGCUGAGUAUGUCUACAGUCUAUCCUGAAAGUGAAAAAUUUUUGAGUAGUGAAGAUGUUGAUGCAUUUUGUCGUCAUGUCGAUGUUGAAUCAAAUAGUUUAAAGAAUGAAUUUGCUGUUAUCAAAUCAAUGUUCAAGGCGAAAAAAAUCGAUGAUGUUAUUCAAUUCUUCAAAGAACUAAUUCCAUAUUCUACCGCAUUUCCACAAACAAUACUGAUGAUCAAAAAUGCUAUGACAAUGCCAGUUUCGCAAGUGACUUGCGAACGUUCAUUCUCAAAGAUGAAAAUAAUUAAGAACUAUCUUCGUAAUUCUAUGUCUAAUGCUCGCCUCAGUGACUUAACAGUCUUGGCUAUUGAGCGUGAGAUACUUAUAGAUUAUGAACAGGUGGUAGGUAUAUUCGCACGUAAUCAUAAGAACAGCAGAAUUUGGUUAUGUUCGGAUUAUCUUAAACGUUUGAAAAUAAAUAGUCAAGCUCUUUUGAUUUAUACGCGUACAUUGUUUCUUUACUAUAGAAAAAAUUUCUUUGAUGAGCUGAAGAGUUGA
Messenger RNA from Adineta ricciae, 1710 nucleotides. The record is from the annotation of a GenBank genome assembly. NCBI's taxonomy places the organism in Eukaryota, Metazoa, Rotifera, Eurotatoria, Adinetida, Adinetidae.